UCAACCUCGAGAAGGCCAAGCACCAUGAUUCAGACGUACAGCGCAGUCUUUUGCGCUCUAUCUUCAUCAUCAUCACCUGCACCGCUGCAAUGGUGGUCAAUACCGCUAAUUCCAGUUCUGUCUCUAUCUCGCUCGCAACUAUUGAAAAGGACCUGGAUAUCACGGAAGUACAGCUGCAGUGGCUUGUAUCUGCCUAUUCGCUCAGUUCGGGCUGCCUUCUCUUGUUCUUUGGCAGAUUGGCGGAUAUCUAUGGUCGGAAAAAGGCGUUCAUGAUCGGUACUAUCUGUCAAGUCGUAUUUUCUCUCGGUAGUAGCUUUGCACAAAGUGGUAUUACCCUCAUCAUUCUGCGUGCCUUCCAAGGCCUUGGUACCGCCGCUACAAUACCGUCUGCACUUGGUAUCCUGGGGCAUGCAUUCCCUCCGUCUAGAAUCCGUUCAAUAGCUUUUGCAACAUUUUCAGCGGGUGCUCCUGUCGGCGGCGCAUUUGGAAUGAUCAUCGGUGGUGUCCUCAUACAAAUAUCAUCGACGCACUGGCGUUCCCCAUUCUAUUUGGUUGCAGUAAUGUCUGCUCUAACGGGUAUUUCCGGUAUGAUUUCAUUCGAUGCAGAUGUGACUUCGAAGGAAGCUGUCGACUGGAUCGGUGCUUCCCUCGUUACCAUUGGUUUGGUCCUGAUUGUAUUUGUACUUGGUCAAGGAGAAGUUGCUUCUCAAGGCUGGAAAACUCCAUAUAUUAUCAUCCUUCUAAUCGUCGGGAUUGUCAUGGUUUUGCUGUUCCUGCUUUGGGAGCGAUACUUGGAGCAAGUUAUAGAUGAUCCAUCAAGAGCACCGUCCACAUGGACACCACCACCAUUGAUGAGGCUCUCGCUUUGGACUCGAGCAAAGGGCCGAAUUGCUGCUAUUCUCAUCAUUGCAUUCCUGAAUUGGUCUGGUUUCAUUAGCUGGAGCUUCUGGGUUCAGUUGUACUAUCAGAACUACCUUUUGCUCACACCUAUGCAAACCAUGCUCCGGUUCAUUCCAUUGUUCGUUGUCGGCUGUUUGUGCAACGUCUUCGUUGCAAUGUUUGUUGGAAAUUUGCCUUUGGUCAUUUUUGCAGUCAGCGGAACGCUACUGACAGCAUCUGCCGCCAUCCUGUUUGCGCUGAUUGACCCGACCGCAACGUAUUGGGCGUUUGGCUUCCCGGCCACGGUUAUUGUCGUAUUCGGGGCUGAUUUUGUGUACUCCUCUGGUACAAUUUUCAUCGCCAAGAUCACGCUCCCACACGAGCGCAGUGUGGCUGGAGCACUGUUUCAAACUAUGACACAGCUCGGCAUUGCAGUCGGAGUUGCUGUAUCUACGCUUGUGUUCAACAUCGUGGUUAAAAACGAGUCUGCUGACGUUGACGUUACUGUCAACUCUGCUGGAACCAACGCGCCCCGUUCCGCACAGCUUAAGGGUUAUAGAUCUGCGCAGUGGACUUGCGCUUCAUUUGCGCUUAUGGGUGAGUACUACGAAUUCGGCCUGCGUUGAGAAUGUCUUGCCAGUGCUGACAAUUUUUAUUGUCAUGGUGAAUAGCUGCGCUGCUGGCAGCACUUUCCCUUCACGGUGUUGGGAUUGUUGGAGACAAGAAAACUACCAAGCAUGUUGACACUGAUCAGACAACAGCCGUGGGGUCCGAGUCCGAGGCCGGCUAAAUACACCCAUUUUUAAAAAUAUCUAGCAGCGACACAUGCCUGCUAUGGUCCCACCCCAUCCACUCUUUGCUCAAUCGUACCCUCAUUCCCGAAGCUCCAUACUACCCACAUUCCUUUCUGGCAUUACAUUUUU
Suillus subalutaceus is the source of this 1802-nucleotide messenger RNA. RefSeq names its product major facilitator superfamily. The coding region runs from base 90 to 1505 and encodes 471 amino acids. Gene Ontology annotation, molecular function: transmembrane transporter activity. Gene Ontology annotation, biological process: transmembrane transport. Gene Ontology annotation, cellular component: membrane. The transcript has 11 exons. NCBI's taxonomy places the organism in Eukaryota, Fungi, Basidiomycota, Agaricomycetes, Boletales, Suillaceae. The record is from RefSeq and is a predicted model, not a curated record.